Messenger RNA from Salvelinus fontinalis (brook trout), 1440 nucleotides. RefSeq lists its product as uncharacterized. The coding region runs from base 1 to 1440 and encodes 479 amino acids. The record is from RefSeq and is a predicted model, not a curated record. The transcript has 4 exons. Lineage: Eukaryota; Metazoa; Chordata; Actinopteri; Salmoniformes; Salmonidae.
AUGACGCCCUGCAACCCCCCUGUCCCCCAACCCCCUAGGCCUCACAACCCCCUGUCCCCCAACCCCCCAACCCCCCCAAAUGCCCUGCAACCCCCCUGUCCCCAACCCCCUAGGCCCUGCAACCCCCCUGUCCCCCAACCCCCUAGGCCCUGCAACCCCCCUGUCCCCCAACCCCCUAUUCCUCACAACCCCCCUGUCCCCAACCCCCUAGGCCUCACAAUCCCCCUGUCCCCCAACCCCCUAGGCCUCACAACUCCCCUGUCCCUCAACCCGCCAAGCCCCCCAGGCUUCCCAACCCCCCAACCCCCCAACACACCAGACUCCCUGUUCCCCAAUGCCCCAGGCUCCCCAACCCCCCUGUCCCCAACCCCCCUGUCCCCAACGCCCCAGGCUCCCCAACCCCCUUGUCCCCCAACCCCCCAGGCUUCCCAACACACCAGACUCCCUGUUCCCCAAUGCCCCAGGCUCCCCAACCCCCCUGUCCCCAACCCCCCUGUCCCCAACGCCCCAGGCUCCCCAACCCCCCUGUCCCCAACCCCCCUGUCCCCAACCCCCCUGUCCCCAACCCCCCUGUCCCCAACGUCCCAGGCUCCCCAACCCCCCUGUCCCCAACCCCCCUGUCCCCAACGCCCCAGGCUCCCCAACCCCCCUGUCCCCAACCCCCCUGUCCCCAACCCCCCUGUCCCCAACCCCCCUGUCCCCAACGUCCCAGGCUCCCCAACCCCCCUGUCCCCAACGCCCCUGUCCCCAACGCCCCAGGCUCCCCAACCCCCCUGUCCCAACCCCCCUGUCCCCAACCCCCCUGUCCCCAACGCCCCAGGCUCCCCAACCCCCCUGUCCCCAACCCCCCUGUCUCCAACGCCCCAGGCUCCCCAACCCCUCCUGUCCCCAACGCCCCAGGCUCCCCAACCCCCCUGUCCCCAACGCCCCAUGCUCCCCAACCCCCCUGUCCCCAACGCCCCAGGCUCCCCAACCCCCCUGUCCCCAACCCCCCUGUCCCCAACCCCCCUGUCCCCAAUGCCCCAGGCUCCCCAACCCCCCUGUCCCCAACGCCCCAGGCUCCCCAACCCCCCUGUCCCCAACCCCCCAGGCUCCCCAACCCCCCUGUCCCCAACGCCCCAGGCUCCCCAACCCCCCUGUCCCCAACGCCCCAGUCUCCCCAACCCCCCUGUCCCCAACCCCCCUGUCCCCAACCCCCCUGUCCCCAACGUCCCUGACCCAAACACCCCUGUCCCCAACGCCCCAGGCUCCCCAACCCCCCUGUCCCCAACCCCCCUGUCCCCAACCCCCCUGUCCCCAACCCCCCAGGUCCCCCAACUCCCCAGGUCCCCCAACUCCCCAGGCUCCCCAACCCCCCUGUCCCCAACCCCCCAGGUCCCCCAACUCCCCAGCCCCAAGCUCGCCCAAGCACCUCCAGCUCCAGUGGCCCCUGUCCUGUGA